GAUUUUCUUGCAAAAAUAGGGCACGCUGAGAUACAACCAUUGAAGAAGAUGAGGAGAAUUUCUCUAUGCAAUGGCAAUGGCAAUGGUAUUCCCUUUAUCUCUUUCUUUGCUGCUUCGCCAAUUACAGUAACAACUUAUUCUUCUUCAUGCCAUUACAGUAAUCAAUCCAUUUCAGUAAAGGGUAGCAAUUUAGAUGAUGCUGUUACUUUCUUCCAUCAAAUGGUUAGAAUGAAGCCUCUUCCUUCUGUUGUCGAAUUUUCUAAAUUAUUUAAGAAUAUGCUAAGUAUGAAGCAUUACUCUGCUGUCCUUUCUCUUUUUCGAGAAAUGCAGAAAUUGGGUAUCCCAAUUGAUGUGUUCAUCUUGACAAUCGUGAUUAAUAGUUAUUGUCUGAUGCAUCGUUCUGAUUGUGCAUUCUCGGUGUUACCCAUUUACUUGAAGAAUGGCAUUCCAUUUGAUAUUGUCACCUUUACAACUCUAAUAAGGGGAAUCUUUGCUGAAAAUAAAGUCAAAGAUGCAGUUGAAUUGUUCAAAAAAUUGGUGAGAGAGAAGAUUUGUGAGCCCAACGAAGUCAUGUAUGCAACCGUCAUGAAUGGGCUUAGCAAAAGGGGCCACACUCAAAAAACUUUAAGUUUGCUCCGGUUAAUGGAACAAGGGAGCACUAAGCCCGACAUAUAUAUCUACUGCAUUGUCAUAGAUUCCCUUUGCAAAGAUAGAAACUUAGAUGCUGCUAUCAACCUUUUGAAUGAGAUGAAGAAGAGAGGCAUUCCUCCAGACAUAGUCACAUAUAAUUCAAUAAUUGAUGGUUUGUGUAGGAUUGGUCAGUGGGAAAAAGUUAAGAUUUUGUUCUCUGAUAUGGUGAACCUUAAUAUUUAUCCAAAUGUGCGCACCUUCACCAUACUAAUAGAUGGACUAUGCAAAGAAGGGAAAGCUGAAGAUGCCAAAGAAGUAAUGAAACAAAUGGUCGAAAAGGGUGUAGAGCCUGAUAUAAUCACCUACAAUGCGAUAAUGGAUGGAUAUUGUUUGCGUGGUCAAGUGGAUAGUGCGAGGAGAAUUUUUGAUAUCAUGAUUGAUAAGGGCUUUGAGCCUAGCAUUAUUAGCUAUAACAUACUAAUAAAUGGAUACUGUAAGAAAAAAAAUUUGGCCAAGGCCAUGCAAUUAUUUCAUGAAAUUUCUCAAAAGGGAUCAAAGCCUAAUAUCAUUACCUACAAUACUAUCCUGCAAGGUCUUUUUGAAGUUGGAAGAAAAGGCUAUGCAAAAACAUUCUUCGGUGAGAUGUUAUCGGCAGGGUCCAUACCUGAUUUAUCCACUCAUCGCACUUUGCUCAAUGGUUAUUUUAAGUAUGGACUUGUUGAAGAAGCUAUGUCUUAUUUUAAUAAGUUGGAAAGAAAGAAAGCAAAUACUGAUAUUGAACUUUACAAUGUUGUCAUCAAUGGAUUGUGCAAAAAUGGUAAACUCAACGAAGCUCAUGCUAUUUUUGAGAAGCUUUCUUUGAUUGGAUUGCUUCCGAAUGCGAGAACAUACAAUCAGAUGAUAAAUGGAUUUUGUCUUGAAGGAUUGUUAGAUGAAGCUAAUGAUAUGCUAAGAAAAAUGGAGGAGAAUGGUUAUUUGCCAAAUGACGUCACUUACAAUGUCGUUGUGCGGGGAUUUCUCAGGUGUAGCAAAAUUACUGAAAUGACAACUUUUAUGAAGGAAAUGACUGGUAGGGGUUUCUCAUUCGAUGCAACUACAACUGAGUUAUUGCUAAACGUUCUAAGGGAUAGUCCGUCCGUCCUCGACAUGAUACUAGAGCUUCACUCAAAAAUCAUGGAGUGAAUAUUUCUUUCGCCUGAUUUAUUCGGCUACACUAUCACUGUGAUACGAUUUCCUUUUAGCACUGCAAAAGAAAUGGUUUCUAAUGCUGUUGUGGAAGCAGAAAAAAUGGCAAUGCGAACGUCGCUUGGGCUUUGCAGGCAGUCUUAUUGAAAAGGUGAUAGAGAUCAUCAAUAGGUGCAUCGUUGAAGAUCCAACUUUCUACCCAGCUUUGAUGAGACCUCUUUGCAUUCAGAGGAGUUCUUCGCCAUGCCUCCCAGUUGGUUGAAUAUGGUACCGGAUCCUACACUGCUGACAUACAGGCUGAUGUUUCUGAAGUUUCGUUAACGUAUCUCAAGCUUUUUCAGGCUGCAAUCAACUCAAAAGCUUGAGUGAGGUUUGGGAGGCCGUGCCAGCCUACUAUUUAUCCAGUCUACUCCAAACUCACCUCUUUGAAUUUAAGCUAUGCUGCCAUUCAAAUACCUGGUCUUGGCAAACUCAUCAGUGACUGUCACAAUUUGGAGCAGUUGUGGGUAGGUUCUAGUUUGUGUUUUACUUUUGUAUAGAUUUGCUUGUUUUAACAUUCGAGACUCGGUACAUUAACUGUGCUUGUGAUAAAAUAGAAAUGUUGUUCAUGGUUAUCAUCCUAAUACCUCCUGAGCGUGUUGUCUAGUUGUCAAAGCAGAAGUCUCUCAGAGAAGAACAAUAAUCCUAACUUAUUCAUUGUUAUGCUGAUUUUGAAAACUGCUAGGGAUAAAUAAACAGCAUAGAUAAGCUUCGGUGUA
This is a messenger RNA of Solanum dulcamara, 2573 nucleotides long. Its product is annotated as putative pentatricopeptide repeat-containing protein At1g12700, mitochondrial. The transcript is spliced from 2 exons. Lineage: Eukaryota; Viridiplantae; Streptophyta; Magnoliopsida; Solanales; Solanaceae. Gene Ontology annotation, molecular function: protein binding. The record is from RefSeq and is a predicted model, not a curated record. The coding region runs from base 49 to 1812 and encodes 587 amino acids.